AUGGCAGUAAAACCAUUCAGCGAAGAAGAAUUGAAUUUUUUCAAAUUUUCAUCCAUUGUUCUGGACGAAGUUCCAACGAUGUUACGUCAGACAUUUAUAACAAUGUGGGACAACAAGAUUUCUACCUUGCCAGGUUACCAAGUAUGGGAUGAUUCUGCUAUGGUCCGCAAUCUCCUCCUGACAAGAGAAGGCGGAAAGGCUGAUAUACCAACCAAUAAGUCGAUUAAUGAAUGGGAUUGUACAGCUCUGUUUAAAGCUACCAUUUACUCCAACACUUUUGGCCUCACCACGUGUAAGUCUACAAAGACACUUUGUCAACAGUACCUUAAAGGAAAGAAACCUAGUCCUUUCCAUUCUUCAGUGAUUAGUCUAAGUGGAAAUCCAGAUGAAACUGUAACUUUAGCAAUCGAUCAACUUCGUUUGCUCAGAAACACUUUAUGUCACAUACCUAAGCCAAAAAUUAGUAAAGUUGAUUUUAAUUAUUAUAUUCAGCUAGCUAAGGAUGCUUUUACAGCAACAGGCGUCCCAGUAGUUCGUAUCGAUGACAUUGGUUGCCUUAAAGAAGAAGACUUUCCAACUGCUAAAGUUAACGAUUUAAUUGACGGAAUGAAGACCGAGUUACAAGAAACCAACAAGUUUCUUCAACAAGAAGUCAUGGAGGAAAUAUCUGGUUUCAAAUAUGCUCAAGCAACAUUUCUUCAGGAUAUUGAUGAAAAGUUAGAAGACGUGAAAAUGGAUAUUAUUGAUCAAGCUUCCAAAAAUGGUAAUUGUACAAAAUUUAUGUUUUAGCUGAUUUAAUGACAUACAACAAUGCCAACUGUUUGUUUCAAUCAAAUUGGAAUUACCGUGAGAAUAUACUAAUGUGAAUCCUUUGAGUCUUAAUUUAAUGCUUUUUUGAAAUUUAUUUUGAAACUAAUGCCAGUAAUUUAAGUAAUUUAAGUAACUGACGUGAUUUACAUAUUGCGUAUUAUUACUAAACGGUUCGUGUCACGUUAGCAACGUAUACAGCUAUUUCAAUUAAGGUUGUCCCCCGAGCAAAGCGGAAAAGUCGAAUACGAGCGCGAAAGGCUGCUGGGAAUCGCUAAUAAAUUCAUUAAUUUAUUAGCGAUUUCCAGCAGCCUUUCGCGCUCGUAUUCGACUUUUCCGCUUUGCUUGGGGGACAACCUUAAUUGAAAUAGCUGUAUGCACACUUAUUACAAAAGCGACUAAUACAACACCUAGAAGGCAAAAAGUGUCAAGAUCGAAAUCUUAUCCCUGCAUAUUAUAUUCUGAGACGUGAUUUCCCAAUUCUUUGUUUAGACUUCAAUCACCUGACACAGGAGAAAAAAUUGAAUUUCCAUGAAUGGAUUUUUGAAUGUAAAAACUCUUACCAUUAUUGGUUAUUAUAAAUUUCCCAUAUGGUAAAUAGGUAAAAACCAUAAUGUUUAAUACUUGCUAUGAAAAUACCAUUAAAGAUAAUAUUAAAAAGCAAGGUUUUUACUAAUUUAGCAUAUGGGAAAUCUAUAUUAACCAAUCAUGUUAAGAGUUUAGUUUUUACAAUAAUAGUAUACAUGGUAAAUUUCUAAAAACAUUCACAAACCAUUAAUGGAAAUUUAGAAUUUUUUCCUGUAUGAUUAGUUAUUUUUAUCACGUGAUCGCUCAAAAUUUCUAUUUCUUUUGUAAAAACACAUGCAGUGUUUUUCCAACUCACGCUACUAACUUCCAGACAAAGGGCGACAAAAUUUCAUCCUAUAUCCAAGCUCGUCAGAGUAGAAAUUUUAAUCAUUACCAAAUGAAAUGCGUUUCCUUUUUGUCUAUUGUGGCAAUUUUUAUGUGUAUUUCUUCUCCUUUUGUCACGAAUACAUCAAUAAUUUAUAUACAUGUAUAAAAAUCCCACUCGAAAGUUCAAUCUAAAAAUCCCUUCAAUAAUACAAUACUCAGCCAUUCUCCAUCGGGGAUCAGUUUUCGGUGAUAGAUUACAUCAAGUAUUUGUGUAUUAUGCUUACUUAUAUUACUUAUUUAUCUUUGCAACAAUGAGCCAUAUGCAAGUUUCCGUCCAAUUUCCAGGAUUUUCAGUUACAAUACUGAAGUUUUAUAUGUUGUUUAUAUCAUUAUUACAAGUGUGUAUCAAAAAUUUUGAAUCAAUAAGAUUAAUUCCUGCUGAGUUACCGCGUCUUGAAAAAUAAAGUGCUGACGUCAGCACUUCAUAUCGGACAUAAACAAGAAUUUAAGCAUUUUGGCUCAAACUCGACUUUAUUCUAGCAUUUGAUUUUUGGAUAAGUGCUUGGUGGAAUAAUUUUGGACAUUUUAUACGCUACCAAGCAUUUAUCCAAAAAUCAAAUGCUAAAAUAAAAGCGAGUUUGGGCCAGAAUGUUUAGAUUCUUGUUUAUAUCAGGUAAGAAGUCCCGUCUUAGCCUUAACCAAGAUUUUUAACUAUAUUUUGUGUAUAACACAUUUUCUGAAGGCGUUCGAAAAUAAUGCUGAUGUCUGCACUUUUAUUUUCCAAGACGCUGUAACUCAGGAUGAAUUAAUCCUAGUGAUUCAAACAUUUUGGUACACACUCGUAAUAAUGAUAUAAACAACAUAUGAAACGUCCAGUAUUGUAACUGAAAUUCCUGGAAAUUGGACGGAAACCUGCAUAAGGCCCGUUGUGAUACUACUUUCCUAACUAUGUUUAUCCCAACCCACCCUGUAAAAUUUACCUGGUGGAAGAAACUGGAGCGCCCAAAGAAAAUCCACGACUUGCGGCAGGUGUUGACAGACUCUUCACAUGAGUCCGUAACUAGAAUCGAACCCACGAUCUCAGAAGUGAAAGGCGCUUACUGUGACGACUGCUCCACCGAAUAUGUAUUUUUUAUGUAUAUGUAUGCCAUUUUCCAUAUUGCUCACCAAGGGAAUCGGUAAAGUGGUCUAACAUAGUGUUUUGAUAUUUUAUUUACUAGCAAAUUUUCAAACGAUUCCUGAUUCGUGUGUUCCACCAUUAGUUCCUGACUUUGUUGGUCGGAAUGAGGAAUGCCAAGCUGUGGGUAAAUCUAUGAUGUCACAGUCAACGCGGUUAUUCAGUAUAUGGGGCUCACCAGGAUUUGGCAAAACGUCAACGGCCAUUGCCACUGGAAACCAAUUAAAGAGUCAAGGGGAGUCUGUUUAUUACUUCUCAUUCCGUGGUGUAAAUACUAUGAAAGAAUUCACCUCGAAAUUACUUAGCUUAUUCGGACGUUCAACUGAGUUGAAUCGCAAUGUGAAUAUAACCCCUGCUGAUGAGCUUCUUCGCGCCUUUCGAAGUAUUAAUACCCGCGUUUUUGUCAUUCUGGAUAAUAUUGAUGAUCUUUUAACAUCUAGUGACAAAAAGGAGGCGGUGAUAAAUUUCACAACCGACGUUCUACACCGUUGUCCGAACGUAUGCUUUUUGACCACCACAAGAGAAUCCCUAGAAUUUAUUUCUUUACGAUUGCAAGGAUUCGAUUCUUUACGGUUAAAACCUUUGGACGCACAAUCUUCAGAAACUUUGAUUCUGAAAUUCCUACCACUAUCAACAGCAGUAGACAUACAAAGCCAAAUAUCAAAGAUGUGUGGACAUGUCCCAUUAGCUAUACGACUACUUUGUACCCUUAUCAAAGAUUGUCCGCGGGAGUUUCUGGAUGAAAUUAGUCACGGUUCUGAAGGUUUGCUGGAUGUCAUAGAUGAUCCUGAUUAUUUAUCUCACGAUGCUAGAUUAAAACAACUCAUCCAAGUCUCAUUUGAUAAACUUUCUACCGUUGAGAAAGAAGCAUUUGUUUGUCUUUCUGUGUUUGAUGGUGCUGAAUUUGGGCUGGAUGCUGGUAUUGCCAUAAUUGGAGGAGGUAAACUUCAGGCAAAGCGGAAUAUAGAAAAUCUCAAAAGGAAAUCGCUGAUUGAUGUCAAUGGUGACCGUGAAAUGUACACAGUUCAUCCUCUAAUUCAGUCGUUUGCUUUAGAGAAAGGAGAAAAGGAAAUGAAAGAUGUGCUGGUGUCAUCGAAGGCUCGGUUCGUUGAGUAUUACAUAGAAUUAUUUCAUCACCUUAACUCGCGUUUCACAAAAGGUGAUUCCAUGAUCGCGUUUAAAACAUUCUUUGUGGAAGAACAGAGGAUUUUAUCCAGUCUUACUAAUGGCUUGAAUGAUGACGUAUUACUUCAAAAGGUUGUUGAUGUUUUACAAAAAUGUGAGUUUUUCUUGGAUAGUCUUUACCCAAAUAGCUUGUGGAAAUUGAACUUUUAUACGAGUCGGCUCUGUCCAAGGUAUCUGACGGUAACUUCGAUAGAGAUAUUGCGGGACUGUAUACAAGCAAACAAUUCUAUGCAACAACUUUUGUUAGCAGAACAAUUUCUGUGUUACCCCCAGAAGACGAUGAAACAAGCAGGAAAAUUUCGCUUUUGCCUAUUUCUGUUCAAGGGAAGCUUCUGUGUUAUAAGGGCAUUUACGAAUUGUCUAAUGGGGGUGGGGAAACUGCUGCCCAAAGCAUUGAAGAUGGUUUGCUUCAAUUAAGUAACGAUUCAGAACAUGUCAUUCUCAAGAUUUUGGCCUUUCAUUUUUUGACCAUCUAUUACAAGUGUACUGGCAAUUCUGUAAGGUGUGAACAGUAUCGUGCAAAGGCAGUUGAAACUUGUACAGUAAAUUCAGCAUUUCUGUUGCUACCUCUUUUUGGAAAGCCCUGGAUAAACGGAGAAGAGCUCGAUGCUACUUUUUCCAGUAAUCAACCAUUAAUAGCUUGGGCGAUAGCACGACUUUGCCUAUGGACAAGAAAUUAUCCUUGGGCAGAUUUGGACACAGAAUUGGGCAAUAUGUUAGAUGAGUUUUCAAAGCAAAUCAGUAGAUUAUCUAUACUGGUUUGGACGGCAGAAGUAUGCACUUUGCUCCAGUUAUGUGACAUGGCGUACAUUCAUCUUCGUAUUUCGGGUAACUCGUCAGAUGUUGAGACAACCAUUAAAGGUAUACAAAAGGAUGUAGAAAAUAUGGAAGACGAACGAUAUAAAAAUGCCAAAGAUGUGGACGAGACUCAGGAACGGCUACUGUCGCUUCAUGAGAGACUAGCAGCAUAUUACCACACUAUUGCUGUGCAGCGAUUUGGAAAAGGAGAAUCAGUGCUUGAAUUCUUCCUGAAAGAACUUGAAAUUCGGCAACAACUUCCACUGGAUGGAAAACUAGCGGAAUGCUACAGAUGUGUUGGAAGAGAGCAAAAUUCAAGACAACAAUACAGAUCGGCUCUAGAAUCGUAUAAAUGUGCUCUGCAAACUUUACAAGCGCUUCACGGUGAGAUACACGCAGAAGUUGCCACUUCAUACUAUAACAUUGGAGUUGUACAAGAUAACAUUGGAGACAGUGAAUCAUCCCUCCAGUCUUACUUUUGUGCUUUGAAAAUUAGUUUAGGACUUUAUAGUGGCCAUCAUCCGCAUGCGUUAAUGAUACAAGAGCGAAUAAAUCGCCACCCAUUUUGCCUUUUGCCACGUGACAAAGAGGAACAUUGUGGAGAAAAUACAACCCAUAUGAAUGACGUGGCACCAACAAAAUGUUCGUCGGCUUUAAAAGGCAAGACAUUUACACCUACGAAUGCUUUAUCCUAUCACAAGCAAAAUACGGAAAUAAAUCCAGAAUCCGAGUUAUACCGAGUUCUCGGAGGAAAUGGACAGCACAGUGAAACUGUCCAAUGUUGUUUUUUCGGCUAA
Molecule: messenger RNA, 5658 nt
Organism: Paramuricea clavata
Lineage: Eukaryota; Metazoa; Cnidaria; Anthozoa; Malacalcyonacea; Plexauridae
Source: the annotation of a GenBank genome assembly